UAUUGAGGAAUGCUACUUCUACUUCCACUAUUAACUCUUUCCAAACAAAGAAUACAUCUUGCUCUCUGUGCUUUGCAAUCUACUGGGCAUUUGCAGUCAUAUUUUCGGUUAUUUUAUACUUGAAAUAUCGAUUAAAAGUAACUAAAGUGGAUCCGAAAUGGCGUCGGGUAAUAGUUCUGGAGCCAGUUCGUCGAGAAGCCGUUUGAGUGGGUCUGCGUCAUCAAACUCGGAACGCGAGCCGAGCAAAGAGCAAAAGUCGACUCCCAAGAUGUCGAAGGCUUUGAAUACGAGCAUGAAAAGAAUUCAGAAGGAAUUGGCCGAAAUAACUCUCGAUCCGCCGCCGAAUUGCAGCGCUGGACCCAAGGGCGAUAAUUUAUAUGAAUGGGUGUCGACCAUUUUAGGGCCACCGGGAUCUGCAUAUGAAGGAGGUGUGUUUUUCUUAGAUAUUCAUUUUUCGCCGGAAUAUCCCUUCAAGCCACCAAAAGUUACAUUCCGUACAAGAAUCUAUCACUGUAAUAUCAAUAGUCAAGGUGUGAUAUGCUUAGACAUUCUCAAGGACAAUUGGAGUCCUGCCCUGACCAUAUCGAAAGUACUCUUGUCUAUCUGUUCCUUGCUUACCGACAGUAACCCUGCUGAUCCAUUGGUUGGAAGCAUUGCUACUCAGUAUCUCCAGCAUAGAGAAGAGCACGAUCGUAUUGCCCGAUUGUGGACCAAGAGGUAUGCCACAUAAAUGGGAUUUUUUUCAUGUUAUUUUACUGAAUGGUUCUGUGCUUCACAGUAGUGUUAAAUUUCUGUUUUCUUUUGUCUAAGCAACAAGCUUAGUAUUUCUGUCUUGCCUAAGUUGCAAAAUUCUAUAUGUUUCGAAUGAAGCUGGUGUUUUGAAAUGUUGUAGAUGUGUCAUUUAUUAAUAGACUGAUGGUUUAUCAUUUGCUGCUUGCACAUUUGUGUUUUAGUUAGUUUAAGUAAAGCAUUUUUGUGGUUUGGGGUCUAAUCUAAGCUACAAUAUACCUCAUUAAGUUGUUACCUGACCCUCUUUAUUUCAUGUGUUAGUGUUAUUUUAAAAUGGUGUGGAAUAAUUAAACAUUAAAUCCUCAUUCACAACCUGAUUAUAUAUAUAAUUCUUAUGAUUUGUAAAUGCUCGUAAAUAUAUAUUCUAGAAUAUCCCUAUUCUUUUCAAAGUUAAUAUCUGCAUAAAAAUAACGUUAAUAUUCGCUGAUUUAUUAUUCAAUUUUAAACACUAUUAUUCCCUUGUAUUGUGUGAAGAUAAAACAUGAAAAAUAGUAUUAUGUGUAAAAAAAUUUGGUGUUUGAAUAAAUUUUUUUUUUUUAAUCAUUGUAACAGUUGAUGUAUAAAUAUAAUAUUUUACUUAUGCCACAUAAAGUUGAAUUGCUGAAACAUUUUUUUUUUCUGUUCACAUUAAAUGUUUUACAUAACCUUCCUGGUUUUGUAUUCAUUGUUUUGGUAUUGUCUUGUGUACAUUGACACUUACUAAUGUGUUUCAUAAAUAAGUAUUUAUUUUCAUAUUCAUAACAUAAAUGUUUUCAGCUAUAACUUGGCCUCUUUAUUUAAUAACUUUCUUUUUUUGCAAAAAAAAAAAAAAACUUCUAUAUGUAAAUUUGACAGUAGGAAUUCAUUUCUUUCAAUUAUAAAAAUAUAUAUAUAUAUUAUUUUAUGCCUUUAUUUCUCAGCUCUAUGUGAAAUUUGACUUGUGGAAUGCUUUUCUGUAGACUGAUCUGUUUUAAAACAUUUGACUUAAAACAAUGAAUAUUUCAGAUAUUUUAAAGAAUGUUUUAUUAAAGACUAAAUGAGAGUUCUUGUAACUUUCUGUUGGUCUGUGUAAUAGUUUCUUCAUUAUCAUUGAGGAUUUUUGUGAACAAUUAUGUCAUAGUAAUAAUUAUUAAUUAGUAAAUAUUGACAGAUUCGCUUGUUCUAUUCUGUUCUAUUAGAUCUUAUUCUUCAUUGUAUUACUCAACUGUUUAUUGAAAUUUGACAUGUGUAAACAAAAGAUAAAUUUCACUAUUGAAUCUUGAAUGCAUAAAGAUAAGGAAAUUGCUCUUAUUUUUCUUUAAACAUUUUUAAAUGGAUUUUCCCCUUUAAAUUUCACUGCACAGAGAGCAUUCUUGUUAUCUUCUACGUGUGAAUUUCUUUUAUUAGUAAUAGUACGAAGCUAUUGUACUUCAUUGUUGUAUAAUAACUUGCUAAAAGAAAUUUUACCACUAAAUAUUGAUAUUAUCUUCUUCAUAAAAUGAUAUUGUGCCGUUUUGAAAUAAGUGAUUGUCACUAGUUUUUAUAGCGGCAACCAUCAUAAUGGUCUUAACUGUAUUAAAUUCAAUGUAAAAUUUUCCAAGUUCAUAUGAAAAAAUUCACAUUAGAAGCAACAAUAUGUUUUUAAAGUAUAAAAUUAGAUUUUUGAUAUGUUUGAAGAUCUUCCAAAUCAAUUUGAAAUUUUUUAUUUGGGCAAAGUAAAUAAACUGAUUGCAAAAAAUGUCAGUAAUAAGCUAAUGGAUAAGAUUAUGGUUAAUUCAGUAUUUUUAUUGUAACUCUGCUAAUAAAAGUGAAUUAUUUCAAAUAGUUGUUCAAUUUAUUUUAAAUAUGUAGAACAAAAUAAAAUAUUCUCAAUAUGUUAAUGUAGAUGUUGAUACUUCUGAAUUGUAGAAGUUUCAUGACUAUUGUAUGUUUUACAUGUACUAUGUUAUGUUAAUGUAUGUUAAAAUGAAGAGUGAUUGCCAAUUCUGUUAUCUUCUUCCCAGAACUAAAUUUGGAUUCAUUAUUUUGUCCUGUUCUGAAUUUAUCUUUUUUUAAAAUUGAUAAUAUAUGUUCCAUUACUAUAAAUAUGUUUCAUAAAGUCCAAUAUUUAUUUGGGAGAUGUUCCUCAGAUGCAUUGUUUUCUGAUUGUGAAAACUGCUAAUUUGUAACUAAACAUUGUGUCAUUUUUGCAAAAGCUCAUUUGUAGUUUGUGUUGAGUAUUUGUAAUCAAAAUAAACUACAUUUUUUGGAAA
Argiope bruennichi is the source of this 2999-nucleotide messenger RNA. Its product is annotated as ubiquitin-conjugating enzyme E2-24 kDa-like. Gene Ontology annotation, biological process: protein polyubiquitination. Gene Ontology annotation, molecular function: ubiquitin conjugating enzyme activity. Gene Ontology annotation, cellular component: nucleus. The transcript has a single exon. Lineage: Eukaryota; Metazoa; Arthropoda; Arachnida; Araneae; Araneidae. The coding region runs from base 158 to 730 and encodes 190 amino acids. The record is from RefSeq and is a predicted model, not a curated record.